Molecule: messenger RNA, 1353 nt
Organism: Fukomys damarensis (Damara mole-rat)
Lineage: Eukaryota; Metazoa; Chordata; Mammalia; Rodentia; Bathyergidae
Gene: Nkapl
Product: NFKB activating protein like
Exons: 1
Coding region: 81-1283 (400 amino acids)
Biological process (GO): regulation of gene expression
Cellular component (GO): nucleus
Molecular function (GO): chromatin binding
Source: RefSeq, a predicted model, not a curated record
AGGAAGCCCCGUGUGCGCCUUUUGCGUGAGCGGUUGGCCUUGUACUCUUGGCGGCUGUGGUUACCUGGACCAACAGACCUAUGUCUGCCGUUGAAGCGCGGCUCGUGGGCCGGGUGUCCAGGUCCCGUUCUCCCGAGGGCACCCUGGGCGCUCAGCGACGGCGGCGCAGCUCUUCGGGAACUCUGCCGCCCGUGUGGACCGAAAGCUCUCCCUACGACGACGGUUUCCUUCCUCGCUCCCCCGGCCUCGAGGGCCUGUGGGGUGGGGCAGGCGUCCGCCCUUCUCACCCAGUUAGCCACUCGGGGUCCCGAGAGCGGGCCCCAGGGCCAAGCAACCAUAGCCUCUCCAACUCCUGCUCCCUCUGCUGUGGUGGGUACCGGUACCGCCACCGCUAUACUGGCGACUGGCAGUGGGCAGACUAUGAGAAAGAGAAGGAAGAGAGCUGUCGGCGGAGGCUGAAGGAGAGGGAGCGGAUUGGGGAGCUGGGAGUGCCGGAGUUGUGGGGCCUGUCACCAAAGUCUCCUGAGCCAGAUUCCGACGAACAUACUCCAGUUAAAGAUGAUAUAAAGAACGGGAAGAGCAGUGCUUCAGAAUUCAGCUCUAAAGAAAAGAGGAAGAGGACCAGUUGUUCAAAAGUGAAAAAAAGAAAGAAAAAGCCCUCCAAGAGAAAGCAUAGAAAGUAUUCUGAUAAAGACUCAGAGUCUGACAGUAAUUUUAGCUCUGAUAAAGAUACAAAGAGAGUCAAAAAAGCCAAAAAGAAAGAAAAGAGAAAAAAACACAAAAGAAAACCCAAGAAAAAGAGUAAAAGGAUGAAAAAUCUCAGUGAAACAAGUUGUAAAGAAGGAAAAUUGCCAGAAAAUAUCUGGAUUGAGCAGUCAAAAACUGCAGAUGCCAAGAGUUUGUCAAUAGGUCCCGAAGCACCGAUAAUACAUACUUGUCAAGAUGAGAAGUCUUUAAGUUAUGGCCAUGCUCUACUUCCAGGUGAAGGUGCUGCUAUGGCAGAGUAUGUAAAAGCUGGAAAGCGAAUCCCACGAAGAGGUGAAAUUGGAUUGACAAGUGAAGAGAUUGCCUCAUUUGAAGGCUCAGGUUAUGUCAUGAGUGGUAGUAGACAUCGCAGAAUGGAGGCUGUACGACUGCGUAAAGAGAACCAGAUUUACAGUGCUGAUGAGAAGAGAGCCCUUGCAUCCUUUAACCAAGAAGAGAGACGAAACAGAGAGAAUAAAAUUUUAGCCAGUUUCCGAGAGAUGGUAUACAGAAAGACAAAAGGGAAAGAUGACAAGUAAAGACAUGUUUGUUACACAGCAGGACCUUUUAUUUUGUUUUUAAAAUUUUUAAAAUUUUUUUGUUUUUUGA